CUUAUUUCUCUAUUAUUGUUUCACUGGCAACACCUUGAUCUUAUGUCUAAAGUCAAAUUGCCAACCUAAACAGUUUCUUACUCUAAACAUUUCCACACCAAACUGUCUCUAUAAGACCCAACAACUCCUUAAGACAUUCUCAAACAACAACAACAGCAUAAUCAAAAGAUGGGACUUCUUCACUGUCCUUUAUGUUGCUUCACACAAAACCAACAUCAUAAACAAACAUAUUCCCACUCUCAUGAUCACCUUCAUUCAGAACCAUCAUCAACCUCUUCUUCCCUUUCUUCACAACCAAGUCUUCCUUCUGUUCCUUCUCUCACCUCACAACCCUCCAACUCUUCUUCACUUUCUUCACAACCAAGUCUUCCUUCUGUUCCUUCUCUCACCUCACAACUCUCUCAACAAUCUCAUCACAAACUUCUAACAACCAUCAGUGGUCACUCUUCCCCCAUCUUCUCCCUCACUCUCAACUCCAAGUUUCUCUACAGCGGCUCUUCCAAUAGUGAAAUAAGAAGAUGCUCCAAUGACCCUUUUGCCCUUCAAACCUCAAACACUACAAACAAUUUAGUUUCAAUCAGUAACAGAUCAAAAUCAACCAUCAAGUCCAUGGUUAUUCUCAAUGAUAUGUUAUUCAGUGCUCACCAAGAUCACAAAAUCAGAGUUUGGAAAAUCGAAGGUGAUAGUAAUACUAAACAAGAUCAGAAACAGUUCAAAUGCAUUGCAACACUUCCGACAUUCAACGACCGUUUUUCGAAGCUUUUAUUGUCGAAAAACUACGUGGAAGCCCGAAGACACAAGAAGUUUACAUGGGUGAAUCAUAUUGACGCAGUUUCUUGUCUAGCUCUUUCGAAAGACGGGUUUUUUCUCUACUCCGCUUCGUGGGAUAGAACAUUCAAAAUCUGGAGAGUUUCUGAUUACAAGUGCUUAGAAUCAGUCAAAAACGCGCAUGAAGAUGCUAUCAACGCAAUCGUUGUUUCUUCAGACGGGGUAGUUUACACAGGCUCAGCUGAUAAAAAGAUCAAAAUUUGGAAGAAAAACGAAAAGAAAAAGCAUUUUUUGGUUGGAACAUUGGAGAAACAUAGAUCAUCUGUGAAUGCGUUGGCUCUGAAUAAAGACGGGUCAAUUUUGUACUCAGGUGCUUGUGAUAGAUCAAUUUUGGUUUGGGAAAAACGCGGUUGUUCGGAUUCGGGUAAUGAAACAAUGGUGUUAGUUGGGGCGCUUAGAGGGCAUAGUAAGGCGAUAUUGUGUUUGGUUGUGGUGGAUGAGUUGGUGUGUAGUGGAUCGGCUGAUAAUAGUGUUAGGAUAUGGAGAAGAGGGGUUGGUGAGAAGAAUUAUGCGUGUUUGGGUGUGUUGCAGGGUCAUAGGAAACCUGUCAAGUGUUUGGCUAUGGAGGUUGAUUCGAAAAGUGGUGAAAAUGGCGAUGGGGAUUGUAGUUCUUAUCUUGUUUACAGUGGUAGUCUUGAUUGUGACAUUAAAGUUUGGCAAAUAAAAAUUCCCUUGUUUUGAUUUUGCUUAUUACUUUUUUUUUGUUGCUUUUGUAAAGAGUUUUUAUGUAGAAUGAGAUUUUGUUUCUUCUUUUUCUAUUAACAGCUGAGAAUUUUUUUGUUA
This is a messenger RNA of Vicia villosa (hairy vetch), 1611 nucleotides long. Its product is annotated as protein JINGUBANG. Gene Ontology annotation, molecular function: protein binding. Bases 169 to 1509 code for a protein of 446 amino acids. Lineage: Eukaryota; Viridiplantae; Streptophyta; Magnoliopsida; Fabales; Fabaceae. The transcript has a single exon. The record is from RefSeq and is a predicted model, not a curated record.